AUGGAUGUGGGAGCCGAAGGAGCGACCAGCCUUUCGGAGGCCGGGGAGGAUGCCAGCCCGCUAUCCGGGGCCGCAGCAUCCGACGGAGGGGACACGGUCCUGGGAGUCAGCUACGGAAUGGAAGCAGGUGACAUGGAUGUUGGUACCAAGAGGACGUUUGUCUCGGAGCUGGCCUCCUCCUCCACCCAGCUGGGCUACGGCCUGGGGAAGAGGAUCGGUCACCGAGGAGUGGACGCGUCUGGAGAGACCACAUAUAAGAAGACCACCUCCUCGGCUUUGAAGGGAGCCAUUCAGUUGGGUAUUGGCUACACCGUGGGGAACCUCAGCUCCAAACCAGAGAGAGAUGUUUUAAUGCAGGACUUCUAUGUGGUAGAGAGCAUAUUCUUCCCUAGUGAAGGCAGCAAUCUCACGCCCGCUCACCACUUUCCAGACUUCCGCUUCAAAACAUACGCGCCUGUGGCAUUCCGCUACUUCCGUGAGCUUUUUGGGAUACGACCGGAUGACUACUUGUACUCGCUGUGUAACGAGCCUCUGAUCGAGCUGUCCAAUCCUGGAGCCAGCGGCUCAGUGUUCUACGUAACCAAGGACGACGAGUUCAUCAUCAAAACCGUUAUGCACAAGGAGGCGGAGUUCUUACAGAAGCUCCUUCCCGGAUACUACAUGAACCUGAACCAGAACCCUCGUACGCUGCUGCCAAAGUUCUUUGGGCUGUACUGCGUGCAGUCGGGCGGAAAGAACAUCCGCGUGGUCGUCAUGAACAACAUCUUGCCCAGGGUGGUCCGCAUGCACCUCAAAUAUGACCUCAAAGGCUCCACGUACAAACGCCGCGCCUCCAAAAAAGAGAGGGAGAAAGCCAAGCCCACAUUCAAGGACCUGGAUUUCAUGCAUGAUAAUCAGGACGGGCUGAUUCUCGAAACAGACACCUGCAACGCUCUGAUCAAGACCCUACACAGAGACUGUCUGGUGUUGGAAAGUUUUAAGAUCAUGGACUACAGCCUGCUGUUGGGGAUUCAUAAUCUGGACCAGGCGGAGCGGGAGCAGCAGAUGGAGGGAUCUCAGGGUGGCAGUGACGAGAAGAGACCUCCGGCCCAGAAAGCUCUGUACUCCACAGCCCUGGAGUCCAUACAGGGAGCCGCCGCCUGCGGAGACAACAUCGACGCUGAGGACACGAUGGGCGGCAUUCCCGCCGUCAACGGGAAAGGAGAGCGUCUGUUGCUCUAUAUCGGCAUCAUUGACAUCCUGCAGUCGUACAGGCUGAUUAAAAAAUUGGAACAUACUUGGAAAGCUCUUGUCCAUGACGGGGACACAGUGUCAGUCCAUCGGCCGUCUUUCUACGCAGACAGAUUCCUGAGGUUCAUGAGCAGCACGGUGUUCAGGAAAAGCUCGUCUUUGAAGUCUUCUCCGUCUAAGAAGGGACGCGUGGCUCUGGCUGUACCCAAACACACGGGCCCCGGGGCCGCCUGGUCCGCCACCCAACUCCCCUCGGACAGAGACGAGAACAUCUUCGACCUGCGAGGAGCACGCAGCUUCCCCACGCUGGAGGAUGACGGGCGGCCAGAUAUCCUCCCCUGUACUCCUCAGUCAUUUGAGGAUGCGACCACCGCCUCCAUCGCCACCACCCUCUCCUCCACCACCUCACUCUCCAUCCCUGAGAGAUCUCCAUCUGACACGUCUGAACACCCCCGCUACAGGAGACACACCCAGUCCAGCUAUGAGGGAAGAUCUCAGGAUGAAGACCAGCAGACCAUCACGGUGGAGGUGGAGGUGAAGAGACAUGACAGCGAACCCACACUUACUGCUCCGCAGCCCACACCCGAGACCAGUGAAGUUCAGGAAGCUGCAGCGGCGUCAUGCUCAUCGGUUCCGGCGAGUCCGAAGGUGGUGGUGGUGGAAUCGGAUCAGGCCAGUCAGACGUCGGGCUGUCCCAGCAGGGCGUCGGUGGAUGAGGAUGAGGAUGUGCCAAUCGCCGAUGUCUACUGUCCUCCAGAGGACAGGAGCUGGGUGUAUUCCCCUCUGCACUAUGCCUCAGACAGUAAGCCAGGCUCAGAUGGGGAUGGGCAGAGCGAGACACAAAUACUGGAGACAACAUUGACCGAGCUGUCCGAAGCUGCUUCACAGGGAUCUGGUGGUCAGAAAGAGGAGCACGUGACGAAGGACGCUCUUCUGCGUGUCGCUUCACAUCAAAGUCUUCUCCCAAAACCGGGCUUUAGUAAGGACACGGAUGACAGGGAGGGUUACUCGACCUCCUCAGACCGGCUAUGCCUGCUGUCCGAGGUCCAGGCUCUGAGGAUGGAGCUGGAAGACAUCCAAAUGAGACACCAAACCACCGUCAAAGGCCUCCAUCUGUCUCUGCACUCUCUGGAGCAGGAGCACAAGACUUCCAAGAUCGGCCUGGAGCAGAAACUCCGGCUCUCUGAGGAGAGAGAACGGGUUUUAAAGGAGAAACUGGAGGAAACGGAGAAGAAGGCCAUGUCAUUGAGCCACAGCGUUCUGGCCUCCGGAAAACAUGUUCAGGACACGCAGAGUAACCUUAAGAGGAUCCAGAUCCUGCAACAGAGACUGGAGGUCUCCGAGGGGAAAGUUCUGGAUCUCGAACAGGACCUUGCUGCAUCUCAAGAAAACGUUCAAUCACUCAGCCAGAGCUUACAGAACUCUGAGAGCAGAAUUGCUGUCCUCCGCUGUAGUCAACAGCUGUGUGAGGAAAAAACACAGUCCAUGAAGAAAGAUCUUGAGAUCUCCAAAAGGAACACUGUCAACUUACAACAAUCAGUUACGACAUUGGAGCGGAAGCUUUCGUCUCUCCAACAAGAGAAAUUGGCAUGUGAGGACAAGGUUCUGUCCUUGGAGCAGAACCUCUGCUCUACCAAGGAGGAACUUCAGUCUACAAAGCAUAGCCUUGCAGCUUCAGACGAGAAGGUCCUGGCCCUCCAAGAUAAGCUCAAGCACUCUGAAAAGCAGAUUCAAUCACUGAAAGAUGUUUUGAGGACCACUAAGACUCAGGUAAAAGCAGCGGAGAUCCAGCAACAACGUCUGGACAAGCAGAAACUGGAACAGAGUGAAAAGAUGACUAGAAUGUUCCAGUCUUUCAAAGCCAUGGAGGAGAGGUAUCAAAACUCAACCCGAGAGACGCAGCUGAGCCUGGAGGCUUCCAGAGAGAAGACAGAAGCCUUGCGUGAUGCUUUAGGCAAAGCUGAGUCCGUGCAUCGGAAGGAACUUGAAGAGGAAAAACUGAAACUGGAGAGAGCUGUCCAGAAGGCAUGCUUGGAUGAGCAGGAGCUACAAAGUCAAGUUUUUUCGCUGAAUAAGAAGCUAAGAGAAGAGCGGAGCAAAGCUGCCUAUGACCAGGAGAAAUCAGUGAACUGUGAACGAGAGCUGAGAGAAACCAUUAAGGACCUCAGACAAACCAUUCAGAUACAGAACUCAGAGCGAGCCUGUGUUAUAGAGAGUUUGAGGAGGAGGCAGCAAGAUCUCACUCGAGUACAGCGCCACCUUCAGGCAGAUCUGCUCAGGUGCAGCCAGGCCUGUGGACACAACAACGUGCAGAGGAACCUCCAGGCUGACUUUCUACACCUGAAGGCCGUGCUGAAUGGUUUGCUGCAAAAUGAGGAAGCGAGAGUAGACCAACGGAGGCAGGACCUGAUAGACGUGUUUAAGACAAGUAAAGAGUGGCUGACCAAGGCAGAGAAACUGGUGAACACUUUGACUCAACCCCACUGUCGUCAGAUGCGGGGGGAAGGAGGGGAUGAGUAUCCGACUUUGGAAGAAACACCUCAGUCACCAUGGAAACGCAGAAGAAAGAAGACUAAAUCCAAGUUGCCCCAGAACAUGAUGGACAGCAGCAUCUCCGAACAGUCAGGGAAAGGAAAAAAAGAACCUCCUGUCUAA
This is a messenger RNA of Chanos chanos (milkfish), 3885 nucleotides long. RefSeq names its product phosphatidylinositol-4-phosphate 5-kinase, type I, gamma a (gene pip5k1ca). The coding region runs from base 1 to 3885 and encodes 1294 amino acids. Gene Ontology annotation, biological process: phosphatidylinositol phosphate biosynthetic process. The transcript has 23 exons. The record is from RefSeq and is a predicted model, not a curated record. Gene Ontology annotation, cellular component: plasma membrane. Lineage: Eukaryota; Metazoa; Chordata; Actinopteri; Gonorynchiformes; Chanidae. Gene Ontology annotation, molecular function: 1-phosphatidylinositol-4-phosphate 5-kinase activity.